Amyelois transitella is the source of this 7475-nucleotide messenger RNA. RefSeq names its product tripeptidyl-peptidase 2 (gene TppII). The transcript has 26 exons. NCBI's taxonomy places the organism in Eukaryota, Metazoa, Arthropoda, Insecta, Lepidoptera, Pyralidae. The record is from RefSeq and is a predicted model, not a curated record. The coding region runs from base 99 to 4079 and encodes 1326 amino acids. Gene Ontology annotation, biological process: proteolysis. Gene Ontology annotation, cellular component: cytosol. Gene Ontology annotation, molecular function: tripeptidyl-peptidase activity; serine-type endopeptidase activity.
GUUACCUAAUAGGUUGUGGCUGUGUACUUACAUUUCCCAGGGCUAAAUUGUGAAUGUGAUAUAGUGCCCAUCCAGGCAAACCUACGCCUGCAGUAAUAAUGAAAAAACUUGGAAGAAUUUCGUACCACAUUUUAUGUUUUCGAAUAAAUUACUACAAUAAUUUUACACAAAACAACCUCAUAAAACGGAUGACAGUAAACUGCGUAUUGCCAGAUGUCGAUGUGAAAUUACUACGAGAAUUCAAAGACAAUGAAGGUAUCAAAUCAUCAAAAAUGGCAGACGUACCGAUCGACUGUGAUUUCCCCGUUUGGGGAUUACUGCCGAAAAAAGAAACAGGAGUGGUUUCUUUUCUGAAUAAAAAUCCAAGUUAUGAUGGCAGAGAUACUGUUAUUGCGAUUUUUGAUUCGGGGGUGGACCCUGCAGCAUCAGGACUUCAGGUCACAAGUACGGGCGAGACGAAAGUAAUCGAGAGAUUUGAUUGUAGCGGGUGUGGCGAUGUGGAUACCAGUACGGUCAUAAAAAAAUUGAAUGAUGGAUGUAUCACCGGCGUUACUGGACGCAAAUUGAAGAUACCAGAAUCAUGGACCAACCCCACGGGAACCUGGAGAGUGGGGGUGCUGUACCCGUUCAGCCUCUACCCCACCAAGCUGAAGGAGCGGGUGCAGGAACAUCGUAAGGAGCAUUUGUGGGACAUUGGCCAUAAACCCGCUUUGGCUGAGGCGACUAAACUUUUACAAGACUUUGAGUCUGAAGUUGUAUCAAAAUCAUCAAACCUUAGUUUUGAUGAUAAAUUAACGAAAGAAGAAUUAGAGGCAAGAGUUGAGGUGCUGCAGAAUGCUGAGAAGAAAUACACAGAUCUUGGGCCGGCGUAUGAUUGUGUGCUGUUCCAUGAUGGUACUGUUUGGAGAGCUUGCAUCGACACCUCAGAAACUGGUGAUCUAGCAUCAGGUCCAUUACUUGGAGAGUAUAGUAUAACACACGAGCAUGUCCACCUCACACCGCUGGACGAGAUGACAAUCAGCAUCAACGUGCACGAUGACGGACAGACAUUGGAAGUUGUGGGCAUGUGCUCGACCCACGGCACCCAUGUAGCAGCAAUCGCAUCAGGUUACUUCCCCGAGGAGCCUGACAAGAACGGAGUGGCACCCGGAGCUAAGAUAAUCUCGUUAACCAUAGGAGACAGUCGUCUUGGGUCCAUGGAGACAGGAACAGCUUUGGUUAGAGCCUGUAUUAAGGUCAUGGAACUCUCGAAGAAGAUGAAAAUUGAUGUGAUUAAUAUGAGUUACGGCGAGCAUGCGCAUUGGUCGAAUGCUGGUCGCAUCGGCGAUAUAAUCUGCUCGGUGGUGAACCGCUACGGCGUGUCGUGGGUGGUGUCGGCCGGGAACCACGGGCCCGCGCUCUGCACCGUGGGCGCUCCGCCGGACAUCGCUCAACCCGUGCUCAUUGGCGUGGGCGCGUACGUGUCGCCGGAGAUGAUGUCGGCGGCGUACUCGAUGCGCGCGCGGCUGGGCGGCGGCGCCUUCAGCUGGAGCUCGCGCGGGCCCGCCGCCGACGGCGCGCGCGGCGUCGCCGUGUGCGCGCCCGGCGGCGCCGUCGCCUCCGUCGCCAGAUUUACACUAAGGAAUAGUCAACUUAUGAAUGGCACUUCCAUGGCUGCCCCGCACGUGGCCGGAGUCGUUGCGGCGCUCAUAUCCGGUAUGAAGGCGAAGAAUCUGUCUUACUCCCCCUACUCCGUCAAAAGGGCGCUUGAGAACUCAGCCACUUAUCUCAGCCACGUGGAGCCCUGGGCGCAGGGCUGUGGGCUGGUGAACAUUGAGAAGGCAUUCGACAUUUUAACCCUGUACCACGGGCAGCCCGACCGCGACGUGACGUUCAACAUCCAGUGCGGGCCGAGUAACGCUAAGGGCAUAUUCCUGCGGCCGAGACUCGACGAUGUGCCCAAAGACAUCGGUAUCACCGUUGAACCGCAGUUCCUGCAGAAUCACCACGAUGCUGAGAAUAAGUCGGUGAUACCCAAGCAGAUAUCGUUCUCCGUGAGACUAGCUCUGACUAGCGACGCCGCCUGGCUUUCUAUACCACAACAUUUGGAUAUGAUGAACGCGGCUAGACCUAUUGCCGUAAGAGCUGACACUACUAGUUUACCCCCCGGGGCACAUUUUACCAGUAUAAACGCAUACGACGUAGCGUGCCCGGACAAAGGGCCGGUGUUCCGCGUGGCCGUGUCGGUGUUGCAGCCGCAGCCUUUACAGUUAUCAGCGCCAUCUUGUGUGCAGCUGAGUGAAACUGAUGUGCUGUUCAAACCUGCCACCAUCAAGAGGCAUUUUGUUAUAGUACCACCUGAAGCUACGUGGGGGGUACUCAAGAUAUCCACACAGGACAAAGAGAAGACUGGCCGGUUCCUGGUGCACGCCAUGCAAAUAGUACCGAGGAGGUCGUGUCGUAGUCAUGAGAUGCAAAAGAUGAUCAAUGUCACAGCGGAAGCUCCCACUUCGUUACCAUUCCAACUCUAUGGCGGCGUGACCUUGGAAGUGGUAUUGGCCAAGUACUGGGCCAACAUCGGCGAGAUGGUGGUGAACUACAGCAUAGAGUUCCACGGCCUCAAGCCUGACUUCGGGCCGCGGCUGGUGGUCGGCGCGGCGGCCGGCGUACGCGCAGUCUCUGUCACCGCGCUGAGGCUGCAGGACGUGCAGCCUGUGGCUACCCUGAAGUACCAGGAACCGGUUGUUAGGCCUUCAGAAUCGAAGUUGACCCCGCUGACCGCAAGAGACGUGAUACCACCAAGCAGACAGAUAUAUCAGUUGAUCAACACAUACAAUUUUCAUAUUGCCAAAGCCACUGAGGUGUCUCCGAUAGUGUCGCUACUGUGCGACAUGCUCUACGAGUCGGAGUUCGAAUCCCAGAUGUGGAUGCUGUACAACAGCUGCAAACAGCUGAUGGCCGUCGGCGAUGCUUACCCUUCUAAGUACACAGUGAAGUUGGAGAAAGGCGACUACGUCCUCCGACUGAAUGUUCGUCACGAGAACCGCUCGCUGCUGGAGCGGCUGCAGGAGCUGCCCGUGCUCGUGCAGCAGAGGCUGCCGCAGCCCAUCUCGCUGGACGUGUACUGCUCCCAGCCGCAGGCGCUGACGGGUGGCAAGAAAUUUGUGUCAGCUUCACUCCCCAGCGGCACUAUACUGCCCUUGUAUUUCACUCCGGUUACCACGGAAAAGAUCAGUCGUUCCAACCUGACAAUAGGUCACACGCUCACCGGCACGGUGACGUUCGCAAAGGACGAGCACGGGCGCAAAGUCGACUCUUACGCGCUGCAGUACGCGCCGUGCGAGCCGCCCAAGCGAGCCGCGCCCCCCAAAGACAAGGAGCGUCCUAAACACGAGGAGUAUUUGGACGCUUACAAGGAGUUCGCGACCGGUUGGCUGUCCAAGUUGGAGGGCGACAAACUGGAACAAGUAUACGAAGAGUUGGUGGACAAAUGCCCUGGGUAUCUGGGUGCGCAUAUCGCGUAUCUACACGGUAUCGACUCACCCACUGACGCUAAAAAAUUACCACACGCCAAGGAGGAGCCCAACGUGACUACCGCGUGGUGUGAACAACUCGUUACGAUAUCUGAUAAGGUUAUCAAUGCGAUAGACCAGGAGAAAUUGCUGGCGUAUCUUGGCAUCAAGAAUGACACGCGAAGUGACGCCAACAAAAUUAAGCAGGAACAAGAGAAACAACGCGGCUACCUCAUCGAGGCGCUGAGCCACCGCGGCGUUGCUCUGUGCCGGCUGCGCGCGCGCGCACAGAGCGGCGCAGCCCGCGACUCGCUGGCGGCCGCGCUGCGAGCCAACCUCGCCGACCUGCUGAAGUUCACCGACCUCGCCGACGCUAAGGCGAUCCAUUACGGCGUGUGGCACUGCUUCUCCAACGAGCACUGGGGGCGGGCCAUCAAACUGCUCAACAAAAUACAAGAGGAACGCCCCUCCAGGGAGGUUGAAGACCGCCUCAUUGAAUGCUACGAGCAACUAGGCUGGAAAUAUAUGGCGAACGCCACGCUCAUGAUGAUUCCCACGAAGUACCCCACCGGGUACAGGACCUUCUAAUGUCCCUCGCGGGGUACAGACGUUUUUAAUGUACCUUAAGAGGUACAACUGUUGAGGUACAGCUGUAUGUGAUGUGACGUUUCUUUUUGACAGUCGUAAUCGAUAUGUGAUUAAUUAUUUGGCAUAAUCAUCGUUUCGCAUAACUGUGUUCAUUAUGCCAAAAGUUACGCGUUCUUAUGUAUGUUUAUGAUAAACUGCUUGUAUGCUUCGAAUUAUGCCAUUAAAUGUUAUGCUCAAAAUAUUUUAUUCUCCUCAAAAUGGUUUUAUAUGUUAUGUUCUUGAUUUAAGUAAAGAUUUGAAAAUAAUUUUUGGGGUCUCCAAGUCGCUUCUGACCGUUUGGAUAUAAAUUAAUACAAUUUUGUGUCCCACAGAUUAUCUAUGUUAAAACAAAAACCGAAUUUGCGAACAAGUUUUUCUUGUGAUAUCCAAUUAUAUUACAUUCUUGGAAAUGAAUAAAGCUCAAUGUGUUAAUUUUCAUUUCAUACUCACCUAUUCAGAUAAAAACUGUCAAAAGAAAAUGGAAUAUGGAAUAUAAUAAUGAAAUGGAAAUGAAUAAACUGAAAUAUACUGCCUGUUAAAAGCAAUAACUAUUUUGUUCUUGAAACGAUUUGUAUUAAGAAUUAGAAAAUAUAUAUUUUGAAUUAUAUAGAUAAUAUUAUUUAUUGCACCCAGAAAAUUAAUUUCACCGUAAAAAUAUAUCAAUAAGGUACAAAUCCGACACUGUCGGUAAAGUAAUCACUUAAAAAAUCAGAGAAAGAAAGCGAUCAGUUCGACCAAUAAUAUCACGUUCACGUUUAGGAUCAACCAAUCAAAUCGCUUAAUUUUUCAAUGGAGCGUUAUGAUUGGUUGAUUAAUUGGAAUUGACGAAUCACAAUCGUUCUUCUCUACGCACAGUUCCUCAGUAGUUAAUUUGAAAAUUUAAAUGCACAAUGUUAGUUGAAUAUAAUGUUAGUAUAUUAAAAAAAUAUUGCUAUAUGUCGACAACGAAUCGUUUCAAGUUCAAGCAAUCAUUUUUAGCCUGCCACGCGUUUUGACAUAAUAUAUUUACAUAUAUAAGAACAUAUACUAUUUAUACAUUAUAUAAAAUCAUAAUAUACAAAUAUAGACCGCUUGACUGAAUAUAGUGAUAUAUACGGCUUUCCAAUGAAAUAUUUUUUACACAUAUCUGGAAAAUUGGUACAUAGAAUAUUGCACGUCGCUAAAAAAACAUGUCAAGGCAAGUUUAUACGACAUUCGCUGUUCUGUUGUGAGCUGAAACCUUUUAUGAUAUCAGUUCAAAGAAGAUUUAUCAUUGGUUAAUGAUUGUUUUUAUAUAUGUACUAUUAAGAUUUACUUGGAUAACUAGUUGUUGCCCGUGACGUUGUUCGCCUUGAAAGUUCACUGACAAUUUCAAUUCAAAGAGUGACCCACCCUGUUUUUUACCCCUUGUUGUGGUAGAGGGUGAAAUUUGACUAAGACUAAUACAUCUGAGGAAACCACAUUCAAAUCAGAAUAAUAGUAUUCGCGUGAUGCGAUUACAAACAUAAAGACAGACAGAAUUAUGAAAAUCACUUUCUUCUGUUAUUAUUAUAAUAUAUUAUAUAUUAUUAAUUAUAAUAUAAUAUUUAAUAACCAAAAAAUAAAUUUUUUUUUUGGGAAUACCUUUCAAGAACAGGUAUCGGUCGGUUACAAAUUUCUUAUGUAUGGAUUACUCGUAUAAAGAUAACAGUAUGAAUACCAUUAUUUUUUAAAGUUUUUAGAACGAUACUUGUUUUGAAAACUCGUGCUAUCUCUGUCUCGAACGUAUUGUCCAGACAGGGAUGGCAAGAGUGAAGUAUUUGCAUUGGAUUUAUUCGCACGAGUGACAUUUAUGAUAUUUUUUUUUUUUAUUUCCUUUUCAAUCAAUCAAUGAAAUUUGUUUCUUCUGUACUUAUAAAUUCUCUAUUCUCUCAAUAAUGUUUAAAGCUCUCGUGUGAAUUAAUCCUUUAAAUACCUUUGAAUAUUCAAUCGUAAGUAACGUUAAAUGUAAGAAAACUUGAAAUAAAUAUUUUUAUUUCGUGAUGAGGUGUGCCGAGAUAGUCGUUUGUCUUUUGUUGAAGACCAAACGAUGCAAAUGGAAUGUUUCAAUUUAUUACUAGAACCAAGCUUUAUAAAUAUAAAUAUAUAUAUAAUAUACCCUACACGUGUGACGUCACUUAUGUCACUACAUUAUAUUUGUCCCUUGAAGGUCAUGUAUAACUGAUUGGCUUAAUGAUAGAAUCGAGAUAAGCGAGUGAGAGGUUGCGGGGAUAACUACUUAAUAAAGAAAUAGUAACUUCUGUCCGAAAAACUAUCGCCGUUUCGCUUUUUAUUAUGACGUGAAACGGCGACAGCGAUAUGUUUUUCGCGCGAUAAAAACGGCGUCGCGCGUGCCGUACUACGAGCGCUGGGUGGGUUGUGUAGUAUUUUUUUUUACAGUGACGUGUAUGUAAACAAUCACGGGUUAAUAAAUUACGAAUGACCUCAUUAGUAUUAUUGUCUAAGGUGCGUCGUGAAAGCCGACCGGCUUUAGUCAAUUGUUUUUGUAACGUUAAUCUAUAAUUUACUUAAUUAUCUAAGCCAACUGCGUCUGAAUCGAAUGUCUUGAAGCGUUUUAAGACUCGCUGGAUGAGAUUAUUUUUAAAAAUCUGUGUUAGUAGAGAACAUAUGAGAAAGUGCAAUUUGUGUAAUGUUUGUAAAAUAUAUUUGAAGUAGUACUCCGGGCUCCUCUCCAGAGAGAGGUUAUGAUAAUCAGGACUUAUCACAGGAGAAGAAUGUUUGCGAAAUAGCUGUCGGAAUGCUAACUGAUGCUCUGAGGAAACUUGCACAUUCAGGCGACUUCACGAUGUUAUCCCUCACCGUAGUACGAGCGCCGGUUGGUAUUCAAACCAAUGUAGGUACUUUGAAAAUUGUCAUUGGUACACGGCCGAGGUUGGUUUGAACCUGUAUUAAGUAAUUUAUUUGACGUCAACCAAUAUUGUGAAACCAAAAGAUUUGACAAUUAUUAAGCGAUAUGAAGUAAUAAUAGUAACAAUGAAAAAAAAAAUUGAAUUUGAAAAAAAUUGAAUUUGAAAAAAAUUGAAUUUGAGUUUGUGAAUUUUAACCGAGCACUUUACCGAUUCAACCACCGUCUUAUCAGUGCCAUUUAGAGUUCAUUAUAAUUUUGAAGUUUUUCUUUAAUUUCACGCCACAAAAUAUAGGUAUUUAAAAAAAAGGAAUAAUAAUUUAAAGACAUUUACCGUUCAUUAUAAUUUUGAAGAUUUGCUUUAAUUUUUUACGCCCAAUAGUUGAUUACCGCAGUUGGCUUUGUGUUAAGAUGCUAGUUUUAAUUUGUAAUUACACUGUCGUUCUACGUGAUUAUGAUAUAGGCAAUGUCUAAGUGAAUUGUUGAUGACGAAA